Messenger RNA from Conger conger (European conger), 4972 nucleotides. RefSeq names its product ephrin-B2a-like. Gene Ontology annotation, cellular component: plasma membrane. Gene Ontology annotation, biological process: blood vessel morphogenesis; ephrin receptor signaling pathway; axon guidance. Bases 698 to 1708 code for a protein of 336 amino acids. The transcript has 5 exons. Gene Ontology annotation, molecular function: ephrin receptor binding. The record is from RefSeq and is a predicted model, not a curated record. Lineage: Eukaryota; Metazoa; Chordata; Actinopteri; Anguilliformes; Congridae.
GUGUAGCAGUUACGUGCCCUGCGAUCUUGUAAACCAGUUCCACGGGAUUCGGAGGAUUCUUUCUUAACAGUCAUAUUCCUGGAACUGGUCCGGCGAUGAGAACUUUAACUUGGUUUAUUUAAUUUUAAUUUUUAAGCAUAUGAUUUGUAUUAAUUUUCCAAUCUCAUUUGCAAGAUAUUUUUUGUUUGUCAUGGGAAUAAAUUAGAAUCGCUCUUCUGCCCGCUACUCUUGGAAAACCCAUGCAGUUGGAUUGAUACCUCCUUGCUUGGCGAUUUCAGGACAGACCGCGGAUUAUUGCGUGCAUGUGUGCUCCGGAAAGGACAUCGGCAGCGGUGUGAGUCGCCGCGCUCUACGGAAUGUGCCCCCUUCCCAUCGGACCGCUAAGGGGAAUUAACGCUAUCUUGUCUGAAUGAAACACUAGUUUUUUUUUCCUUCUUGCAUGCGCGAGGAGACCUGGAGCUAUCCUGGUGCGCUGGAGCAUCCGCGCUCGGCAAUAGCGACGGCUUGUCUGCCGUGGUGGGACUGAGCUCGGAACAAGUCUCUCCGUGGGGGAUUUGAUUUAUUUUUCUGCAACUGGAACAGGAUUACAGAGUUUGGUUGUGUGUCAGUUUGUCACAGUCAUUCUCUUUGGUGAUUUAAAACAGUUUCCCCCGUUAUUAUCGUAAUCUCAGAUUGUGACAAAACGUGGUGUACAAUAAUGGGGGACUCGAUGUGGAGAUACUAUUUUGGAGUUUUGUUCAUUGCGUGCAAGGUGAACCUGUCCCGGACACUCAUUUUAGAGUCUAUCUAUUGGAACACGACAAAUACCAAAUUUUCCCAGGGACAGGGACUGGUGUUGUACCCUCAAAUCGGGGACAAGAUGGACAUUGUGUGCCCGCGGGUGGAUGGGGGGGUGGGCGAGGGGGUGGAGUACUAUAAGCUGUAUAUGGUGCAGCAGGCGCAGCUGGAGAACUGCGCCAUCACCAAAGCGGACACGCCCCUGCUCAACUGCGUCAAGCCCGACCAGGACGUCAAGUUCACCCUCAAGUUCCAGGAGUUCAGCCCCAACCUGUGGGGCUUGGAGUUCUUCAGGGGACGCGACUACUACAUCAUCUCGACGUCAAACGGCACCAUGGAGGGGCUGGACAACCAAGAGGGAGGCGUGUGCAAGACCAAAUCCAUGAAGAUCGUCAUGAAAGUGGGUCAGAGUCCUUCUGAUCCAGUUUCGGCCAAAGAUUACCCCACCCGGUACCCCCCCAAGCACCCGGUGGGAGGGGGGAAGGACCCCAUCAGUAAAGAGAAUGAUGUGGGCGAUAAACAUGGCGACGCCUCCCAGCGGGGCGAGCCCAACGGAAAGGGCGGGAAGCCGUCCAGCAUCAUCGGCUCGGAGGUGGCGCUGUUCGCGGGCAUCGCGUCGGGCUGCGUCAUCUUCAUCGUCAUCAUCAUCAUGCUGGUGCUGCUGCUGCUGAAGUACCGGAGACGGCACCGCAAGCACUCGCCCCAGCACUCCACCACGCUGUCCCUCAGCACGCUGGCCACGCCCAAGCGCGGCAGCGCCGGGGGCAACAACAACGGCUCGGAGCCCAGCGACAUCAUCAUCCCGCUCAGGACUGCAGACAGCGUCUUCUGCCCGCACUACGAGAAGGUGAGCGGGGACUACGGACACCCCGUCUACAUCGUGCAGGAGAUGCCCCCCCAAAGCCCCGCCAACAUCUACUACAAGGUCUGAAGGGCUGAGCUCACAGGCAGCCAGGGCGACCGGCCAGCGACCACCUCGUGUCAUUACUAUUAUUGUUACUAUUGCUAUGGUUAUUAUUAAUAUUAUUAUAAUGGUUGAUGUUAUGACUGUAAAUUGGGUGGUCUGGAGCGCUCCUGGACUGCCGCUGGGUCGGUGUUGGGGUGCCUCUCCGCACCGCAGCGGCCUGCGUUGGGCCGGGAUACAGCGGGGUGCGGGUGGGGAGGGCAGAGGAACAGAGGCUGUUCGAUCCCCCCACCCCCCCCCAAAAAAAAGGAACGUGACUCUACUACACCUCUAUGCCUGUAACAGGAUGGCAGAGAGAGAGAAAGGAAGAAAGAAAGAAAGGGGAAGAAACGAAAUGAGAGGAUUGGCGGACCGCUAACCCCGUUUUUCGUGUUUCUUUCGCCCGAGUUAUUUUUCUGGAGACAUUUUAUGAAUUUAAGACGGAGAGGAGAAAGCGGAGAGUUAUGUCUGGACGUUGAUGCCAUACUCUCCCCUCGGACGCUCGGAGCACUCUUGCCCACACACACCUUUGUUGAUUACUUCAGGACCUUCUUUUUUUUCCUCACCCUCACUGUCCACCAUUAACUUCUUGUGUCAUUUGUUUUCCUUUCCGUUGUUACUUGAAGGUUUAAAGUGUUUUUUUUUUGUUUUGUUUAAUGAGAGGGUUUCAUAAUGUACCUCCCAUUUCAAGUACCACAUACAGAUUCUUUUUAAACCUUGACUUUGACACGGAUCCGUUCCGCUCGUACGCGCAUGCUGGUCGCGCGUCGCGUAGCCAGACAGACGACUCGCACGCGGUGAACACAGCCGAGACGCAGAGGGGCGGGAGGAGAGGCCGGAGAGGCGUUAGCUGAUUGGACGAGGAGCAGGCCUGUCCGUCCCUAAUUCUGUACAGGAGGCUCUCUGGUGGCAAGGGUUGGGACAAGAAGAUGGCGAGGGAUUCGCGCUUUAUUGGACGCCCAGUAGUGGUGGCUCUGCUGUAAAGCAACCAAUCAGAGCUCACACAGAGUGUUGAGCUUGGCCGGGGAUUAUCGUAUAGAUGACCUCAUUGUUUGCCCCCUAUGUGUCGGAGGACUGAAUUACAAUGGAAGGGGAUUGGCAUCUGUUGGAGUUGUUGGGUUGGGACAGGCAAUAAGAAUUAAAACCUUGCCUUACUGCAGUCCAUGUGAAAUGGAGCCCUACUCCUGCUGAGUAUUGGCCAUGUGUCUGUGAGCAGAGCAAGAGAGGCUCCGCACAAGCACAGGAAUACCAGCCACAAACCCACUCAUUUAUCUUCAUCACCGUCUUAUUUUCACCAUUCUUAGCAGAUUGAUGUACCUUUUAAAGGAGAGAUUUGAGCAGACAAGGAAUAAAAAGAUAAAAUAAAAAAUAAAAAAGAUGACUAUUUAUGAUCGAGACACAUAGCACAUGUGACAAUGUUUUUAGUUUUUUUUGAGGAUGGUUGAGUGUGAAAGUAAAUAAUAAUUUAUGGUAAAUGCACAUUAUGCAAGCUAGGUUUUUUAUGAUUGACAUUAGUUUUCAUUCGCAUUUUAAUGGCUCCCCCCUUUAUGUCUAAGUUGCCUUUUUAAAACCCUGGGCUGGAGAAGGGGGGAGAGGGUCAGAAAAAUAUCCGUGAUCCAGGACAGGUAAAAUCAGUGUAAAAGUCUCUCUCUGAGCUCUACAGCGGGUCAAAAGGGAGGCAAAGCAUCAGCCUGGCAGAGCCCGCUGAUUCCACUGCAUAUCCUCCUCUGCUGCAUUGUAGCUUUCCCCAGAGGAUUCCCGGGAACAAAUUCCCACAAUUCCCUAUGGGGCUUUCCUUCGUUGUUUUGUAUGCUUGUGUGUGUGCGUGUCUGUGUUUGUGUGUGUGUGUGUGUGUGUGUGUGCGCGUACCACUUUGUCAAACAAAACACAACUAUUUUUGUAUCCGUCAUGCAAAUUUCAUUUCUAUUCCUCACACCUUCAUGACGUGUCGUAAAAAACCAACGAAGAAGAAACAAAUGGAUGAGUGCGGACAUUUCACCCUCGCUUCACCACUGUUCACAGACGCAUGUAUUCUUUUCCAUUCCUCCAUUCAGAACAUGACUCUUACCACAUAAAAAAGCCUUUUGUGACCUGAAAUUGCACCUCUGUUGGGGCUGCAGAACCUGCAAAUAUGCAAUUUUUAUUCGUGUUUUGGUUUUUAGCAAUUACGAAAAGAUAUAAAAAGUGUUCUUAUGGUAAUGAUGGAAAAACUCAUUAUGUGAACCUACUGUUAGUUCAUUGUUUUCUUUCAAUUUGUAUUAUUUUCCUAAAUCGGUCCCUUCAGUAUCUUGUUUGACUGUGUGCUGUAGUUAAGAGGUAAACUGUGAAAAAAAAACAAAUGCAUCUGGUUGAUUACAAAAGGAAAAAAAAAAGAAAACAGAAAAACAAAAAACUGCUGUUGGCUUCCUGUCCACCUGGGACAGAAUAUGACAAUCUUAUUAGUUUCUUUAAAUCUGAAGACCUUACCCAGCAAGCACAAUACAUUUAAGUAAUGUUGCUGUGUUGUUUCAUCAGCUUGAUGGAACUGGCUGCAACGUUACGAUGACGUUGAUAGUUAGCUGGGCAUUGCGUCUUCAGGCUGUUUGUAAAAUGCCUUGCUCUUAUGGUCAACCCUGGUCACUUGACUCUGAAAUUUGCACCGUACAUCUGUAGUUAAAAUAUUGUAAAUACGUUAACGUUUGUAUUGUAUAUUGAACCUGGGUUGUUACGAUAGCCUUAUUCACCUUUUAAAAAAAAUCAAUGUGGAAAAAGAGAGAAAAACAAGAGACACAACAUGAAAACGAUGUACUUUUUUGGUUACCAGCUUGUGUAAAUAUGGAAAACGAAACCUGAUAAUUUUUUUUAUAAACUCUUAAGUAAGAUGUUUUGUAUAAAAUUUGAAUUUUUUGCAAUGUAUUUUAGCUAGAACUCAUCAGAAAGCCUGUACCCCUCCAUCCCCCCUUUUGCACUGUUUCAUGGAAAUUUGGUUUAAAAAAGAAAAAAACUUGCCAAACCGACUGCUGCAUAUUUGUGCCAUAGGUGUGUACCAUAAAUAUUUAUUUAAUUAGGUUUUUUUUAUUUGUUUUAAUUUUUGUCCAGUUUGUAAGUAACAGUAUUAUGAUUGAGUUGUACAAGCCUCCCUGGUUUCUUUAGUCUGUUAUGGGUUCUAGGUGGUUUUAGUCCUGCCCUCCAAGGCUGUGAAUAAUGACACACAUUCCACCUGUCUGUUACAAGCGGAAAUGGUUUUUCAAUAAAAUGUUUUUCCUAUGGAAA